GAAACCUCUAGAGGGAGCCUCUGAACCUUCGAGCCUCAAAGUCCAAUUGUGGUUAAACACUACUCUCAUUCUUAAAAGAAGCUCUGUGGAGAAUAUAACGUUGAUAUCAUAUCUGAAACGUACUCUGUUACGUACUCUGUUAUCUGCGUACUCUGUUAUCUGUUAUCUGCGAGUACACCGUACUCUGUUAUCUGCGUUCAGGUACCGGAUCCGUCCAAAUAGGUUCCGGAACAAAACAGUACAACACGGAGAGUCGGGAAUAGCCUACAGUCGUCCUUUUCCGGAUCAGGAUCCGGCUCAAAUUAAGCAUUGAAGUACUGGCACAAAAGUGCAUCAUGGGACCUUUGAUCCAGCAAGUCUGUUUGGUAACAUGCCUUAUUUUUUCCCCCUGUUCAUCUGCUCCAGUUGCAGAUGGAACAGAGACUGAGAGGCAAUCAACUUCCGGGUCAACCUGUACACUGUAUGGUUUGGAUUGCACUGUGUGGUUUGCCCUAUGUGUUACAUUUGGGGCAAUUCUUUUCCUGGAAGUGGUUUUCUUGGUAUGGUAUAAGUGCUGUAGAGCUGAUCAAUUAUUGCAGACCGUCGAUCAACCAACUGAUAUAGAUGUGAAGCACGUACAUGAAGUGGAUGUAACUCUGGAUGUGGACACCGCUCACCCUAACCUACUGAUAGAUGGGAAAUCAGUACGCUGGAUAAAGGAAACACCACAGAGACCGUGUAGUGAUAAGAUGUUUGAUGAGGAUCCCUAUGUGCUGGGCAUUAUGGGUCGUGCUUGGAGGGCCUACUGGGAGGUGAAUGUGGAGAAGAAGGAUGACUGGGUACUUGGUGUUACCAAGGCAACAGCUAACAGGAAGGGACAGUUGGUUCUCAGCCCUGUCAAUGGCUUCUGGGUAAUCAGGCUGUCCAAUGGGGAAAGACUGAAAGCCAUGGAUGAUAAGGAACAUGUUCUUGACAAAAAUAUUCCAGAUAAAGUUGGGAUCUAUCUAGAUUAUAAGGAAAAGAAGGUGACUUUCUUUAAUGCAGAAGAUGGUUCACACCUCUACUCAUUUAUCAACGGACCAAGUUAUGAGGAUGAGGUCCGUCCACUUUUCUCACCCUGGAACAAUGAUACAGAUCCAAUCACAAUUUUGUUCAUUGAAAGUAAAAAAUCAAAAUAAUCUAAAGCAUUAAGGAUCACCUCUACAUCUGUCAAUAGGCUACUUUAUUGUGAUGGAGAGCUAAACUUGAGUGGUCUUAACUACACUAAUGAUGGUCAAUCACUAAUGAUUGUCACUUCAGUAAUAUUUACACAUUUGCUUGGAGUUGUUUAAAUUGAAUGAUACUUUUUGCUUAUUAGAGAAAUGUGUUGCUUUCUCACAUUGACUUUAUAUUUGUUGUCUGACUUGAAUAAAAUUGAACUGCUAUUUCAGUUGUAUUUUUCUCAAACCACACCAAUAUCAGAAGAGAAAUCAUGCAUAAUGCACAGGUAAUGUUAUGCCUUCCUUCAUACACAUAUACUGUACACUCUAUUGAUUUGUGAGGAAUAAAAUAUUGCUUUUAAGACUUGGAUGUGUAUCAGUUCAUGUCUUGUGACCAUGAGGAUCAAUCAGUUUAUGCCAGCUCUUACAUAAUGUAUAGACUGGGAAGGUUUGUAAUCAGCCAUUGGUAAGCACAACUCUGCAUCAGAGGCCUUCGUCUUUACAAUGUCAAGAAUGCUUUUCUGGGACCUCAUUAAUAAAAUGUUUGCACGCACA
This is a messenger RNA of Salvelinus sp. IW2-2015, 1733 nucleotides long. Lineage: Eukaryota; Metazoa; Chordata; Actinopteri; Salmoniformes; Salmonidae. The record is from RefSeq and is a predicted model, not a curated record.